GCUGAUCAGCCAGGUUAAUGGAUAAACUUCCUACCUGCUGAGCCAGAGGUGACACUAGUGUGCAACCCGGAACAUACACACCACAGGCGGCGGGGGGGAAACUGAGGGGCAUCUGGAAUGAAAACAAACUCCGUUUUCAGUUUUCAGACACAUUCCCCGUAGCUGUGACCGUCCGGACAGUUACUGACAACGAAAACUACCCCCCCCCCCACCACAAAACGACGCCGAGCCUCGAGCUGAAGAUCAGCCCACGGGCUAAAGUUGAGCGGAGUGCCUGGCUGCUUAAUACGUGGCCGGUGAACACCCGGAGAUGGACCGAUACAGGUACUUUAUCUUCAACCAGAAGGGCGUGCUCGUCCUGGGUAUCCUCCAGGUGGCCUGUGCAGGUCUCUGUGUGGUCUGCGGGUUUAUGGACGCUGUUUUCCGCAAGGAUACCCCGCUGAGCACCACCAGGACACCGGUGUGGGGAGGACUGAUCAUGGCCUCUCCAGGUGUUUUGGCGCUGUUUGCCUCCCAAAGGAAAAACUCGGUCCUGGUGAGUGUGAUGGUGGCAGCAGCAGGGCUCUCCUGUGCGGCUGCGCUGUUUAUAUCAGGUUAUGCCUGUCUGACGCUCACCUAUGGGGAGGAGGAUGAAGAUGUCUUUCACCACCAUGACAGUCCUCAAGUGACCUGCUGUUCUUUGUGUCUCGCCUCAGACGUUUGUGCUUCAUCGGAUGGUGAAGGGGGCCAACGCCACCAUACUGCUGACCUGCACCAUCGGCCUGGCUCUCUCCUCCCUCAUUGCCUAUGUGGGCUGUCGCAGUCUGCCCUGCUGUGGCUGCUACGAUGCCAGAACUGGACUGGAGACACUGGUUCCUCAGUGUGACCCUGGGGACACAGAGAUGGUUUGCACCUGGCAAGCAGGAGGCGAUGACAGGCUCUUCAACUCUCCAGCUCAGUCCACUGACCGGGGCACCACUGAGGCAGAGGAGGGACCUUCCAAACUGCCUCCGUACAGCAGACUAACCUGACACAUGUCCACAGCAGAGACCGGUCUUCAACAUUUCUGUUUGCCGCCUUCAUUCCACGGAGGACGGGCAUGGUUUAAGACGUGCCUGCACAUUUCUUACUUUUUGAGUAAAGACUGAGGCGAGGAAUCUCGAGACUCUGCUAAAGCCAUCAGCAGCCUUAUAAAAAAUAUAUUCUAGACACCAUAGCACUUUGGACUGUGACAGCGCCUUUAUUUGCCCUUUGACCAAAGAUUUCAAAUUGCCAAAGAUUACCAAAGCUGAAUACUUGUAAAUGUGACAUGUCAGUACUGGAAUUUUGUUUGUUCAAAAUUCAUAAAUCUUGAAGCCAUUUUAUUUGUAUUUAAUAAAUAAAACCUGAGAGA
Molecule: messenger RNA, 1372 nt
Organism: Toxotes jaculatrix (banded archerfish)
Lineage: Eukaryota; Metazoa; Chordata; Actinopteri; Toxotidae
Exons: 6
Coding region: 311-865 (184 amino acids)
Cellular component (GO): membrane
Source: RefSeq, a predicted model, not a curated record